AUGGCGUCGUCUUCGUCAAACGUUGUUGGCGUGCACUACCGGGUGGGGAAGAAGAUAGGAGAGGGUUCGUUUGGUGUUAUCUUCGAGGGAACGAACCUACUCAACAAUCAGCAGGUCGCCAUCAAGUUUGAACCGAGAAAGAGCGAUGCUCCUCAACUGCGUGAUGAAUACCGGACCUACAAGAUCUUGGUCGGGUGCCCCGGCAUUCCCAAUGUUUACUAUUUCGGCCAGGAGGGACUUCACAAUAUCUUGGUCAUCGAUUUGCUUGGCCCUUCUCUAGAGGAUCUUUUUGACCAUUGCAAUCGGAGGUUCACCCUCAAGACUGUCGUCAUGGUUGCCAAGCAGAUGCUUUCUCGGGUGCAGACCAUCCACGAGAAGAACCUCAUCUACCGGGAUAUCAAGCCCGACAACUUCCUGAUUGGUAGACCCGGCACAAAGACGGCCAAUGUCAUUCACGUUGUCGACUUCGGCAUGGCGAAGCAGUAUCGGGACCCCAAAACCAAGCAGCACAUCCCGUAUCGGGAGCGCAAAUCGCUUUCAGGAACUGCUCGCUACAUGAGCAUCAACACGCAUCUUGGCAGAGAGCAGUCGAGGCGAGAUGAUCUCGAGGCCCUCGGGCAUGUUUUCAUGUACUUCCUGCGCGGUGGCUUGCCCUGGCAGGGUCUCAAAGCUGCAACUAACAAGCAGAAGUACGAGAAGAUCGGCGAGAAGAAGCAGACCACCGCAAUCAAGGAGCUCUGCGAAGGAUUCCCAGACCAGUUCGUCCAGUAUCUGACCUACGUCCGCAAUCUGGGCUUUGAGGACAACCCAGACUACGACUAUCUGCGUGAGCUCUUUACUCAAGCGCUGAAGGAUGCCGGUGGUGUGGAAGAUGGCGAGUACGACUGGAUGAAGGUUGGCAAGCCUGACAAGAAGGGGGAUUGGGAGCGGCCGGGUGCUCUCCACAACCCAAACGCGAGACCCGGGGUUUCGGCCAUGGAAAUUCACGCCAAUUCCCGGGGUGGCACCACACACCACCAAACAAGCAACACUCGGCUCAAUCCAGGGCUCACUGUAGACCGUUUAAACGCCGCGCAACCCCCGACGCCACCGAACAGGCAGCCCAACAAGCCCGCCCGGCAAAGCGUCCUCGCGUCGGCGCCGACGCCGAGGACCCCGGGGGCUCCCAUCUCUUCACCACAACAAUACCCGCCACAACUCAGCCCGCAGAACAACAUGGGCCACCUCAACCAUCAAGCCACCAUGGCUCAGUCACCGAACCCUAACCCUCAGCCUCAGCCGCCUACGGGGUUCCAGAAGUUCAUGAAGACGCUUUGCUGCGGCUAG
This is a messenger RNA of Lasiosphaeria miniovina, 1326 nucleotides long. RefSeq names its product kinase-like domain-containing protein. The coding region runs from base 1 to 1326 and encodes 441 amino acids. Gene Ontology annotation, biological process: peptidyl-serine phosphorylation; signal transduction; endocytosis. Lineage: Eukaryota; Fungi; Ascomycota; Sordariomycetes; Sordariales; Lasiosphaeriaceae. Gene Ontology annotation, cellular component: cytoplasm; nucleus. The transcript has 4 exons. Gene Ontology annotation, molecular function: ATP binding; protein serine/threonine kinase activity. The record is from RefSeq and is a predicted model, not a curated record.